Molecule: messenger RNA, 13301 nt
Organism: Orcinus orca (killer whale)
Lineage: Eukaryota; Metazoa; Chordata; Mammalia; Artiodactyla; Delphinidae
Gene: ZNF662
Product: zinc finger protein 662
Biological process (GO): regulation of transcription by RNA polymerase II
Cellular component (GO): nucleus
Molecular function (GO): RNA polymerase II transcription regulatory region sequence-specific DNA binding; DNA-binding transcription factor activity, RNA polymerase II-specific
Source: RefSeq, a predicted model, not a curated record
CGGAGCUUUGCGCAGACGGUUGUGUGUCUCUCAUUUCGUCUGCGGAGCAAUCAGUAAGGGAGUGGGGCUGAGGGGGGGAAGACGUGUCGGAGAGGGCUGACUCCUUCCCGCCCACUGUGAUCGGGAGAAGGAAGGCUUUAUUAUUACUUGCAGCAAGUAAGGAGAACACCAGAGCUCUUACCCAAAGCAGUGUCACCCUGAACAGCAAAGUUGGGGAAGGUUUAAGCUAAUGAUACAUGCAUAUCAUGCAUAUUCAUGAGGGGGCUUGAGGGGAGCAGAAUUUAGCAUAGAAUCCGGGCAAAGGUUGACAGAGUCCAAGCUUUAGUUGAUGGAAUUCAGGAGGGUUGACAUCUUAAUUCCAUCCUCCACCUGGGGGGGGGGGCUUAGUUCCUGCAGAACUCAAAGAUAUGUUAUUACGUAUAUCCCUUGAGGAACCAGGAGGCUGCCCCAAGGCUGCCCUAUGGUUUCUUGACUGGUCCUCCGGUGUUUCUGCAUUCCCUCCUUUAAGAUCAUUAAUUACUGAGACCUGUUCAAGGGCAAGCGUUGCAGCCGGGCUUAGAUCACAAAAUGGGUUAGGCCAGAAUGGGUUCUCAAGAAAGUCAUUCUUUGUUCUCUUUCUCAGGGGACCCCCUAACCUAUCUGCUUAGACCGCUGCUGUUUCCAAUGCGUGCGCGCUGAGAGAAGCCACCACUUAAGGCUCACCUCAUUUGCACAUUACGUGGUGGGCUGGAGGGUGGGAUGAGUUCUUUUUUGUUUUUUUGGCCGCUCUGCACAGUAUGUGGGAUGUGGGGCCUUAGUUCCCCCACCAGGGAUGCGCGGAGUCUUAAGCACUGGACCACCAGAGAAGUCGCUGGGUUGACCCACAGGGCUCAGGGCCUGGAGCGCUCUGUGUCUCUGGGAGAGCUGGACCACUCUCCCCUCCCGACUUUGCGUGGCGAGAAGGGAGUACCAUGGAGACGCGGAGCCCUCCACCGUCCUAGAAAAGCCGGAAUGGCAAAAGUGCUGCAGCCUCCGCCUUUCGCAUGCAGAGACCUGGCCCACGCAGAAAGUGGGGAGCUGGGCAUGGGGCUGGUAGGGGCUUGGAGCCUGGCUCUUGUUCGGGCGGCUCCCGGGCGCGGGUGGGGGGGGGCCGCUAUGUCAGGCCCGCCGGGGUCUGGAGCGUCCCUCCCUGACCCCGGGUAGUCCCCGGUCGGGCCCGGUGAGCGCUGAGCCGGCGCCACGAAGCUGGCUCGGCUCUGCCCGGGGCUCUAGGCCCACAUGAGGGGCGGAGAGGAGGCAGUGCGGCUACCGAUAAACCGGGGUACAGCCCAGAGUGGAGGGCCCAGAGGAACAGGUAGGGGAAGAGUGGAUUCGACAUCCCCCAGGCUUGCGGCGGCAGGGGAAGCACACGUGCAGAUGCACAGGCAUGAGCCAAUUCUGGGGCAGAGGUGUCCCAGCACAGAGCGCUGUGUGCGGCGACGAAUGGCCAGAAUUUCCACGACUGGUUUUACAGAGCUGGUUUUGUUUGAGGAGUCAGUGACCUUCGAGGAUGUAGCCGUCUACUUCUCUGAGAAUGAAUGGACCGGCCUGACCCCUGCUCAGAGGGCCCUGUACAGGGAUGUGAUGCUGGAGGAUUAUGGGGCCGUGGCUUCCUUGGCAGCAUUUCCAUUUCCCUCUGAUUUUCAGCCGGCUCUGAUUUUCCAGCUGGACGAAGCACCGUGGAGCUUGGCUCCUCAGGGAGCUCUGGAUGGAGAGGGCCCGAGGGGCAUCUCCUCAGGAUAUCCAUUUCUAAAGCCUGCUGGGAUCUCCCAUCUUGAGCAGGUAGAAGAGCCAUUGAAACCGAAACUGCAAGGAGAGGGUCCAAGCCUAAUUUGUACCGAGUCUGUGUCCAAGAGUGAGAAAGGUUUUAUUCUGAAGGAGGAUACUUUUGAGGAGGCACAGGACCACAUGGUGCUAUCAGGUGGACCCCAGUGCUGUGGUUCCCAGGAAUUCUGGUUUGGAAAAACCUGUGAAGAGGAGAAAAGCAGGUUAAUGAGAUGGCCUGCCUAUCCCAAUAGGGAAAGUGUGGAGAACACUACAUGUGACAUUAUAGAAGUGAUUGUCAAGGAUGAGAUGACCUCAGUAGGAGAGCAUUUGAAAGAUGCUGAUGUUUAUACCCACCUUGUACCUCAGAAAAGUCUACAUGAGCAGGUAUUCUAUAUAUGUGAAGAAUGUGGCAAGUGUUUUGUUCAAAAUGAAGACUUUGAUCAACAUCAGAGAAUUCAUAUUGGGAAGAAAGUCUGUGGAUGUAAGGAAUGCGGGAAGACUUUCAGUUUCAGAUAACACUGCAUUGUACAUCAGAGGACUCACACUGGGGUGAAACCCUACGUUUGUCAAGAAUGUGCUAAAGCCUUCAUUUGGAAGUCAAACCUGAUUGGGCACCAGAGAAUUCACACUGGAGAGAAACCCUUUGAAUGUAAGGAAUGUGGGAAGGGCUUUAGUCAGAACACAAGCCGUACACAACAUCAGCGAAUCCACACCGGGGAGAAACCAUAUACAUGUAAGGAAUGUGGGAAAAGUUUUACUCAGAACCCAGUCCUUCUUCGACAUCAGAGAAUCCACACCGGGGAGAAAGCUUAUGAAUGUAAGGACUGUGGGAAAGGCUUCAUGUGGAAGUUGGAUCUUGCUCAGCACCAAUGGGUCCACACUGGAGAGAAGCCUCAUGAAUGUAUUGACUGUGGGAAAAGCUUCAUUUGCAAGGCACACCUUACUCGUCAUCAGAGAAUCCAUACUGGGGAAAGACCCUAUAAAUGUAAUGACUGUGGGAAGGCCUUCAGUCAGAAUUCUGUUUUGAUUAUGCACCAGAGGCGCCAUGCUAGAGAGAAACCCUAUAACUGUCAGACUUCUCACUUUCUUGAACAUUAGAGAAUGCAUAAUGGUGAUACUUGUUUAUAAUUCUUAUGCUACAGGAACCCCAGCCACAAGAUGAGAUGACUGCCCACAGUUUGCUGUAACUGUAAUAGCCAGUAUUGUCUUGCCCCUUCUCCUGAGUGGAUACCCUGUCCUCUAGCAAGACUGGUCUCUCUGUUCAGCCAUACUCAUACUAAGCAACAUUUAGUUGAGCACCUACUCUAUUUCAGGUACUGUGCUAACCAUUUUACAUACAUUCCUUAACUUUUCUUAAUCCUAUAAGGUAGGUACUCUUAUCCUCAUUUUACAAAUGAGAAAUCUGAGGUUGAAAGAGGUUAUAAACUCAUUCAAGUUCACUCAGGUAGUAAAGUUUAGAGUUAAGAUUGGAACCAGGCCUAUCUGACUCCCGAAUCUAUUGUUCUUUAUCUGUGCACAUUUCUGCUUCUGCCUAUUUUUAUUUGCUCAAAUUUCCCUGGGCUAAAAGUCUCCUUUCCUCAUCUAAGACUCAGCUCCUUCAGGUGAACAGACCUCUCUUCAUUUUCUAAUUGUAGUCAGUACCACCCAAGUUGGUAUUUAAUUAUGUGCUAUCUUCUAUUUUUUCUAAUAGUCUCAUGCCUGUUAGUCUGGCUAAAUGACUCUUUGAGGACCAACACUGCAUUUCUUUAUGUUUUUCAAAUUUUGAAACGUAUUUAUUUUUGACUAGCUAUAACAUACUCAUGAUAAAAAAAAAUUGAAAUAGUUCAAAAAGGUGUUCAGCAAAAAGUAAAUUUCCUUGUCACUCCUGUCUUCCAGUCCUUCUCAGAGACAAUGCGUUGUUUCUGUGUCUUUCUGGGUACAUGCCCGCACAAGUAUUUAUUAAUACUACUUUCCAUAAGUCUACCCCACUUAAAACCAUAUUUGAUAUAGUGAUAUUGCUAUUACUUUGCCAACUCCAGGACCUUCUCUUCCUCAGAAGUUGUUGGCCUCCUUUAGGUCACUAAGGUAACUUAAGGAAAGCAAUGGAGACAGUCUGGGUUGUGCAGUCUUGGGAGACCUGAUUGCCCUUGUGUUAUAAGAGAGUACUCUGGGACUGGGAAAAUGUAAACCAACGGAAUUUUUUUUCAUAAAAAUUUGUAGAGCUACAACCCCUCUCAUAGCACCACUAUCCUAAAUUCUCUCCUAGUCUGUCCCCUUCUCAUCACCAUAAUACCUACGUCCCAAGGUAAGCUGUGGGGCUAUCACCAAAGGAGGGAGAAGUGGUCACUUCACGCUCCUUUGGGUAUCCUCAAUCAGCAGUGGCAAUAUAAUCCAGUACCUUGGUGUCAGGGUCACAAAUGCCCUGCAUAGGUCCAUGAUCAAACAUAAAUGCUAGGCACUCAUAGAUUCUACGCAGCAAGUAAGGGGAAGGUGAAGAAUUCCAAAAUUAACUUGAUUACAGACUUGAAAUCAAGUCUGUAAAAUAAAAUAUUUUUUAAAAGGGGAUACAGGCUGUUAAAAUAUUAAUUAUGAAGAAAUGCAGGAUAUUAAUGAAUGGUAUGAACCAUCUUAAAGAGUCAGAGAACCAAAGGCCCUAUUCAGAGAAGAAGAACGCUGGCCAAAACAGAUGAAACAUCCAUUCCAGACUCUCCACCUUUAGAGCCAUUUUCCAGACUGCAGUUUGCUCCAUUGCUAUUUAGGCAUCCCACUUUAUAAGCUCCCAGCCAGUGAGUAUAAUGGUUGAUAAAGGAGCAAGGAGGAGAAGCCAGAGGCCUGCUUGGACCAAACUUCUGCUUCCUGAAAAGUACAAAAAUACUGAUAACUCUGGAGUUUCUGACUGCUGAAGCCAAAGGCCAUAUAGUAAGGAGAACUUGGUCUGGUGUAGUCCAGCUAGAGUACCUCUAAUAAGCAGGAAAAAUUUUAUUUUGUUACUACACAGACCCAGGAAAUGGAAAUGAGUGAUGUGAACACGUGUUUUGAGGAAGUUGUUUAUUACGCAAAUAUUACCGAGCACCUGCUUGUAUGCAAAGCACUGUGCCAGGUGCUGUAAAGGAAUGAUAAGUCAGACCUGCCCCUGCCUUCCUGGAACAUUAAUCUAGUGAAGAUUAAAGGGACCAACCAAAAAAAAUCAAGUGAACAAGAUUAUUAAAGAUUGCUAAGUGCUCUGAAGGGAAUGAACAAGGUACAGAAAGUGGGACCCUCUUUCUGUAGAUGCUCACAGGAGGCCUAUCCUAAGAGGUAACAUUAAAAGUAUGACUCAGAGGAUGAGAAAGAGCCUCUUGUACCAAGAACAGGAAGAACCGCAGGAAGAGGGAACAGCUGUGCAGACUCCCUGAUGUGUGAAGAGUUUGGCACGUUCAAGAAAACAGGUUUUAGCAAGACGAACAGGGCAUGUGUGGCACCAGCUGGGAUUAUACAGAUCCAUGGGCCAGAUCAUUCAAUUCCACCCUAAGUGAAAAGAAGUCAUUGAAGAGUAUUCAGUGGAGGAAUGACGUGUUUGAUUCUGAUUAUAAGAUGAUGAUGAGCACUCUGGCUGCUAAUAGAAAAUGGGUUGUAAGGGGACAAAAGUGAAAGUAGAGAUCAUGUUGGAGACUGCUAGCCGUCCAAGUUGGGGAUGACGGUGGCCUGGAGAGGGUGGUGGUAAUGGAAAUGAAGAGAAGGUGGAUUUAAGGUAUAUUUUGGAAAUAAAAUCAGUGAGCUGCUGCCAGUGGAUUAGAUGCAAGGAUAAUGGACAGGGAGGAAUCAGGGAUAGCCUUCUGGCUUCUGACUUGAGCAGCUGAGUUAGACAGUGGUGCCAUUUACUGGAAUGAAUAAGACUGGAAUGGGAAUAGGUUUGGAGAUGGAAAAGUCUAGAACUCUACUUUGGAUUAACAUUUGCAAUAAGUGUGAGAUGUACAAUUAGAAAUUUCAAGUAGGUGGUUUUAUAUAUGGGCUGGACCUCUGGGUUAGUGAUACCUGGAGCUGUACAUUUGAGAGCGGUCAAACGAACAGAAGGUAUUUAAAGCCAUGGGAAGAAAUGAAUGUAAUCUCCUAGAGCUGCACUAUCCAAUACAGUAGCCACUAGCCACGUGUGGGUAUUAAAAUUAAAUUUAAAAUGUAUGUCCUUAGCCACACUGGCCAGAUUCCAAGCACACAGUAACUAUAUGUGGUAGUUGGCUACCUUAUUGGAUGGUGUAGGCGUAGAACAUUUUCAUUGAUGCAGAAGGGUCUAUUGGACAGUACUGCCCCCAGAGACAGUACAGGCAAAUACGAGGGCCCAGGAUGAAGUCUUCUGGAAUACCAUCUCUACUUAGGGAAUUGGACAGGGGGACACACCAAGAAGAAAUGCUAAGAAAGAGCAUCAGUGAGAGAUUGGCAACACUACACUACCAGUGGCAACGUUAUGCAGGCAGCAGUUGAAAUAGGGUUGACUUUCCAAUUGGGAAUGUAACGAGGUGAUCAUUAAAAUCCUAAAUAUUCAAAAGCUCCCAGAGUGAAGGUGACAUAUACGUUAGAUGAGUUCAGUAUUUUAAAAUGGGAGAGAGAGAGAGAAUGAAUAAGAAUAAGAACCCAUGGAAAUGGAACUAUGAAAGAGAAGAAACAGUUUAGACUUACAGAAGAGGAUCAUGGGAGUUGAUCAACCCUAGGAAUUCUCUUUCAAAGAUGGAAAUAUUUGUAGGCAGAGUGGUGGAAUGGCAAGACAAAUUUUAGAAGUAUCACAAUGAGAGAAUUAGCAAAACAUGGCAAAAGAUAGGUGGUCUAGGAGGAUUAAGAAAUAGCACGUGGAAAUGGAUGUCCAGUAAGAGUCUCUAGCAGAUAUGAAAAUAUCCUGGGCAUUCCACAUGAUCUGACUUAAAACACUGGUGAUGUGGCAAACCCAAAAUUCACAUAGGUAGGGUAGGGGAAUCUGGAAGAUACCUCAAAGAGAUUGGAAAUUAUCCACUGGAGAAUCUGGAACUGAGAGUAUAUUUUCAUCAAAUUUGGAAGGUAUGUUACGGUAUGACAAACAUUAGUCCGGUGGGAUUCACGAAGUUAAGGUUAGGGCAUGAAAGGUACCUAUUUAGACACUUAACCUCCAAGCAACUGAGAUGAAAUACAAAUGAGGAGCUUGUGUGACCACUAAGAGAAAAUGUGAUAUUAAGGUGCUAUACAAGAAAACAGUGCUUUCAAAUAUAAGCCAGGAUCAGUAUAAUUAAUUUGCAAAUGACAGAAAACCCAAAUCUAACUAAUAAAAGUUGUUUAUAGGCUCACAUAACUGAAAAGUUCAGAGGUAGGACAAUGUUCCAAUACCUAUUGAGAGGGACAGAGUUCAGACCUAGAGAAGAUUCUCUGAUGUUGAAAGACAAUUCCUCUGCCCAGUGAUUGAGAUGUAAAUUACUUUAUAGAGUGGAAAAUUGCUUCCUUACUUUAGCAGAAAGAGAAAACAAAAAGAACUGGCUUUAACCAUUUUUUUUCUCCGAAAGAAGGACUAUAUUUGUCUGGUGGAAGUGAUAUAGAUAUUGGAGUUAAGCAACUGAAUUGUUCAGCCUCUACCCCCAUUUCCAGCAUACGUAGUCCAGGCUAAAGUGUGCUUAGCAUGAAUGCAGCUGGAAACCCGAUGUCUUCUGAUUUCCACUGUAUUGUACCCCCUAAAGUCGAUAAAAACUUAUUCAUUGUCAAGUAUAUAACAUAAACUUUAUUCUGUUGAUAAUAUCAAGAGAAAUGAGAAAGAACUGGUGUGAAAGAAGAAGCCAAACAGUACAUUUGUCUGGCAGACAAUCAGCUGGUGUCUUGGGUUGUGUCUUACACUACAGAUUUCUCUUCCCACAAGAGCACCCGGUAGAAAACUCGACGUAGGCUUUUCACUCUGCCUUUUCUUUGAGAAAAUAUUAACUCUGAGUGCAAGGGAUCUAACUACCAGGCCCCAAAUUUAUUUUAUUAUUUUCCUAGGAGGCUCAAAGGGUAUUCAGGCAAAUGGGGCUAAGCUCCCUUACUAUUUCUGCCUUGCGGGUGGCAGAUCAGAUUCCCUGAUGUUCCUUUGAAAAAUACAAGCCUGGGUGAAGAGGAAACAAGAAAAAGAGGGGAGUGAUAUAUGCUGGAAACUGGUGGCAAAUAAGAUUCAAAACAAAAAGAACCCCCAGGAUAUAUAAAGCGAAAGUAUUCUGAAAAGGUGACAGAUAUACCUGAGGGAAGCCGCACAUGGUGAUGUUAAUAUGGAAACUGAAAAUCAACUCAGCGCAAACAUAAGAGGUGGGCAUGGUCCAUCCAGAGAGCCUCGAGGCCGGCUCCACCUGCAGGUGGGGCUGGAGGCUGUUGCCCUGCAGAGUGGGAGUUGUUCUGAAAGACUAGUUCUGGUUCAUGACAGCUACUCUCUGUUUCUCUUCUGUCCACUAGCUCCUCAGCCCGUAGCAACUGACCUCUGCUCCCACCAAACUCCUUGAACUGAGGUUACUACCAGCGCCUGGCUUCCCGGGCUUCAUCAUCUACAGUUGUGAAAUCAGGGCUGAAUUUGUGCUUUUAGGCCUCAAAAUAAGACAUUUCUGAGAAAAGUGAAUCCCGUGGCUUGGCCUCAGAGGAACAUUAAGAGACCUUCCCCAGGGACCUGGUUUUCAAGUUACCUGUGAAUCAGAGAGCAAGAUAGAGAGGCCUUCAGGAAGUCUCAUAAGGGAUGGAAUGAAGAAAAAUAAGAGAGAUUCAGCAAAGGAGAGAGUAAAUAAUGAGAAAAUUCCUAUAAAAAAUAGGAGUGGCUGCGCCCAUGAGCCAUGGCCGCUGGGCCUGCGCGUCCGGAGCCUGUGCUCCGCAACGGAAGAGGCCACAGCAGUGAGAGGCCCGCGUGCUGCAAAAAAAAAAAAUAAAGAAAGAAAAAUAGAUGUCAUGCACAUAAGAGAUCAGAAAAAAAUGUUGGGGUCAGUUCACACAUCUGCAAUUUCCAGGUGUGUAAAGAGUGUGGCAAAGCCUUUAACUUCAACUCAGCACCAGCAAGUCAGCACUGGAGAGAAACCUUUUAUUUUUUUACCUGUACGCGGGCCUCUCACUGUUGUGGCCUCUCCCGUUGCGGAGCACAGGCUCCGGACGCGCAGGCUCAGCAGCCAUGGCUCACGGGCCCAGCCGCUCCACGGCAUGUGGGAUCUUCCCAGACUGGGGCACGAACCCAUGUCCCCUGCAUCGGCAGGCUGACUCUCAACCACUGCGCCACCACGGAAGCCUGAGAGAAACUUUUUAGAUGCAAGGACUACAGCAAGGCCUUCAAGCAAAAAGUCAGCUUAAAUCAAUAUCAAUGGAUCCAAAAGAAAAAAAGAAAAGGGAGAAAAAAGAAAAAGAAAACCCCAAGAUCAAUGGAUCCACCCUUGGGUGAAGCCCUACAAAUGCAGAGUGUGGGAAAGGCUUCAACAAGAGUUCAGGAUUGAAGCAGCACUGAAGGCUUCAUGUUAGAGAAAAACCCUGUGAAUGUGAGAAAUGUGGGAAAGUCUUCAUUCAGAACUCAAAUUUUAUUCGUCAUUGGAGAAUUCAUCCUGGAGAGAAACUUUUAAAUGUAAUCUUGUUCUGUGUGUCCCCCUAGUGCAGGUUAGCAGGCCCUCCCCUUCUUGGCCUGAUUAUCCCAAUCCAGCUGUACCUCCUGCCCUCCCCAGACUCUGCUCCAGCCAGUCCUCUCUACUCACUGCAGCACACACUGUUUCAGUUUCUUCCUCUGAGCUUGUGCUUUUUCUGCUCCCCCAGAUGCCCUCUCGCCAUCUCUUCCCCUUUCUUUGAUCCUAUCUAGCCUUAAGACUUUUUGAAGCUUAGCACUUUGACCCUGCCUUUCUUACUACAGCCUCUUUUGUCUGUUUUCUUAAAGGCAACCUUACUACUUUUUAAAAUUUUUGGCCAUGCCAUGCGGCAUGUGGAAUCUUAGUUCCCCGACCAGGGAUCGAACCCACGCCCCCUGCAUUGGAAGGGCAGAGUCUUAACCACUGGACUGCCAGGGAAUUCCCAAGACAGACAUUCUAUUUACAAUGAAUUUAUAUGCUGGUUGUUUUGUUAUUGUUGUUUUGUAUUUUUAUUUUUUGUUUUCCCUCCAGUUGACUCAAUGUUAUUUCCAACUCUGCAGUGGUGAGCUUCUCCAUAGCAGGAUUGGUCAGGAAGGUGGACUGUCCCCAAAGGAGUUGAAUAUAAGGAAUGACCUUGAGAGUGUCUGUCUUUCCUUAGAUUUUAGGUAAGUUGUUUGCCCUGAGACUUAACUCUCUGAUGUGUUCAAGGAAAAAUUUCAGAUUAUCUGGCUUUUUUUUUUUUUGGUUGUGCCAUGCAGCAUGUGGGAUUUUAGGUCCCUGACCAGGGACUGAACCCGCGCCUCCUGCAGUCUUAAUCUCUGGACUGCCAGGGAGGUCCCAGUUUGGCUAUUUUUUGUUGUAAGGGUGGAGCCAUAUUCUUCAGGUUUUUAAAAUUAUUUAUUUAUUUUUGGCUGUGUUGGGUCUUCAUUGCUGUGCGCAGGCUUUCUCUAGUUGCGGCGAGUGGGGUCUACUCUUCGUCGCGGUGCACUGGCUUCUCAUUGCGGUGGCUUCUCUUGUUGUGGAGCACGGGCUCUAGGCACACAGGCGUCAGUAGUUGUGGCACGCAGGCUCAGUAGUUGUGGCGCACGGGCUUAGUUGCUCCGUGGCAUGUGGGAUCUUCCCGGACCAGGCUCAAACCCGUGUCCUCUGCAUUGGCAGGCGGAUUCUUAACCACUGCAUCACCAGGGAAUUCCCUUCUUCAGUUUUUCUACAUCUUGAGAAGAGGUGGAUUUUUGGAUUUUUAAAAUUUUCAAAGUGGACCACACUUAAAACAAAACACUGAACAACAAUUUGUAGAUAUUCAUUAGCAAGCAAUGCAAUGUGAUGAUUUUUGAGAGAGAUGAGACACAUAACAUGAACUUAACAUUCCCAGACCUUCUCCUUGGGAAUAUUUGCUGAGCUGUGGCCCAGAGAGUUACAGCCUUUCUCAGUGUGUGGAGGAGAUAGAGAUCAGACCUGCUAUAUGUUUUUCUUAUUUUAACGUAUUGUAUAAAUAUGGAGAAAUGUGUUGAAAAAGCACCAAGUAGUUGACAAAGGGGAGGAGUGUGUGACAUUACCAGUGGCUGAAUCUAGAGCCAUUUCCAGGUCUAUCCUUUGUGGUUGUGAUCAUCGUGCAAAGAGGAACUGGCCUAAGGGACAGAUGGGAGUUGAAAUCCUGCCCUUGUUCCAUUUGCCAUGUCACGCACCUAUGGGAUUGUAUCUUUUUAGGGGCUACUGUUUCCUAAUAGGUACUGAUGUGCCUUAUGGGCUAUUCUGGCCUUUCCCAGCAUUUUUCUCUGUUGCUGUCUAGAGUAUAGGAAAGCUAGAUAUUCACAUUUCCAGUCUAUCUUGCAUUCUAUUGUGCAGUGGACAUGGUAAUGACUGUUACGCGUCACCUAGUCUCCAUUCUCUCCUGCUUCCAUAGAAAUUGCUAAAAUUUCCAGUUUUUUCAGCAGGUGUGUUUGGCCAUGUGACCAACCUCUGGCCGUUGUGAAAUGGUACGUGCAACUCUCUGGCCAUGCACUUAAAUCCAUGCCCAGCACCACCAUUAGACCAAGGAAAACAGGGUCCCACCCCAGGGCAUGUGCCCAGGGUGUUCAGGGGGUCCUGCACUUAGGAGUUCCUUCCUCUACAUUUUUUUUUAUUGGUUUAUUUUUAUCCUUUUAUUUAUUUAUUUAUUUUGGCUGCACUGGGUCUUAGUUGCGGCAUGUGGACUUCUUAGUUGUGGCAUGUGAACUCCUAGUUGCGACAUGUGAACUCUUAGUUGCGGCAUGCAAACUCUUAGUUGCGGCAUGCAUGUGGGAUCUAGUUCCCUGAUCAGGGAUCGAACCUGGGCCCCUCCAUUGGGAGCGUGGAGUCUUACCCACUGGACCAUCAGGGAAGUCCCCCCUUCCUCUACAUUUUUAAAGUCAUCUACUGUUGCCUGGGUGUGGCUAGGUCAAAUAGGACUGUCAGAUGGGGUGCUCCGAGAGUAGAUUGUGAUCUCUAUGGGCCCUGUGCUCUGUUUGUCCCGUUUGGGGUGCUCUCUGAGCAUUUACUCCGUGUGUGGGCUGACCAGGUGUCCUAAAGAGCUCCAGAAUGCACACCUGUAGGGUUGUGCCAGGGCCCUAUGGCUGGACCUCAUUUCUAGGAGGGCGGCCAGCGUGGGUUUUUCCCACAGGAUCACAUGACACUGGGCCAUCAGAAUGAUGCUGACUGAUUCAGGGUAGCUCAUUCAUCUUAGGCACAGGUUUGAAUUCAAGGCUCUGGGCUACUGUGGGUCUGCUGUCAACCCUUGGGGUGGGCUGCAUGUGUGGGCCCCUGUGUCAGCUCUUGCUCUUCUGUGUUCCUACUGCAGUGCUGCUUAUGGGCUACAAUACCCGACGACAAGAGAGGUGGCAGCAAAUAUCCUUUAUCUUGUGCAUUCCCCACUCUUGGCCAUGAGGGUGGUCACUCUUCCCCGCACAACAUGUCAGGCAGUUCUCUGGGGGUGGCCACACCUCUCUCCUCUGAGGGCUUUCUGAUAGAUGUCCUCUCUUACCCCCCACUGAUGCAGUGACGGCAUGCUGUCCUGGGUCAGUCUUAAGCUGCACUGGAAGGGGACAUUCAUUUCUUGGGUGAGUUGAACUGCUCUUCUUACUCUUCACAUGGGCCCAUUGCUUAUCCUCCCCGUUGGUGGUGGUGGUAUGGAAGGGAGAAGGAUAACCGACAUUGAAAGACAUCACAUUCCAGGAACGCAAAGAUUAUAACAGUUGCUAUGGUCUCAAUGUUUGUGUCCCCUUCAAAAUUCAUACGUUGAAAUCCUAAUCCUGAUGUGAUGGUAUUAGGAGGCAGGGCUUUUGGUAGGUGCUCUCAUGAAUGGGAUUAGUGUUCUUACAAAAGAGAUCGCACAGAGCUCCUUAGCUCCCUUCCAUGUGAGGGCACCGCAAGAAGGCCCUGUCUAUGAACCAGGAAGAGGGCCCUCACCAGAAUUCGAACAUGCUGGUGCCUUGAUGUUGAACCUCCCAGCAUCCAGAACUGCUCGUCUGGUGGGAACUAGAAGGAGGAAUCACCGAGAUGUGGGGUCCUCUAAAAUCACUAGAGAGAAUUUAAGUUCCUGAGAGUGUUACCUUUCUCUGAGACAGGAAUAAAAGCGGUCAGAUGACGACAACAGUGUCCUUAACAACCUGGCCCCAGGAAUCAGUGGCUUUUGAGGAUGUGGCUGUGUACUUCACUGAAAAGGAAUGGGCCAGCUUGAUACCUGCUCAGAGGGCCUUGUACAGGAGUGUGAUGCUGGAGAACUCUAUCAUCGUCCACUUCCAAACUAGCUCUGAUCUCUCAUCUUGAGCAAGGGAAAGAGUCACGUUUCACCCAGCCCCAGGGACCCCUAAGCAGGAGGAACAGGAGAGCAGGUUCUACAGGUCUUAAAUGGUGUGAUCAGCUAGACAGUGUCUCCUGACCUUGAGAAGGAGCGAUUGGCAUUAGGAAGCACGAUGAGCUGAUGCUGCCCUUCACUUAUUCUCUAGACUGCCGCUUGGCUCCAGGAACAAGGUAAGA